Messenger RNA from Cornus florida, 1311 nucleotides. Its product is annotated as protein ALP1-like. NCBI's taxonomy places the organism in Eukaryota, Viridiplantae, Streptophyta, Magnoliopsida, Cornales, Cornaceae. The record is from RefSeq and is a predicted model, not a curated record. The transcript has 3 exons. Bases 1 to 1311 code for a protein of 436 amino acids.
AUGGAUCCCCAACUUGAGGAGUACCUUAGGAUCAUCAACACAUUAGUGGGGAUUGAUGAUACCCAUUAUGCUAACAUCAUAAAGAUGUUUGGUGAGGACAAGGUGUGGAGGGACAUAUUUAUUCACAUUCUUGAUGAGAGGAAGGUUGGGAUAGUAGAUAUGGAUAUAAGGACAAUAUUAACCAUGUAUAAUGAUGAUGUUGAUGAGAAAAUUCUUGCAUUGAUCGCAACCGUAUAUGAGUACUAUUAUAAACUUUUUGAUAAGCAACGUUGUAGGGAUUUCAUGUUACAAGGGGAAGAUUAUGUAUUCGAGAUUUUAAAUGGACAUGAAGAUAGGUGUUAUGAAAAUUUUCUGAUGUACCCCAAUACCUUUAGGGCUUUGUGUCGUGAGUUGAAAUUGUUAGGAUUGAAAGAUUCAAUAUUUGUAACAGUAGAAGAACAAGUUGCAAUUUUCCUACUUACCGUGUCUCACAAUGAAAGGAAUCGUGUCGUUGCUGAAAGAUUCCAAUACUCUACAUCUACAAUUUCAUAUCACUUUCAUGCUAUCUUAAAGUUAAUUUGUGAGUUAGGAACUAAGAUUAUUGUUCCCCCGGAUUUAAAUGAAAUUCCUAAACAGAUAAAAAACAAUCCAAAGUUUUAUCUAUAUUUUAAGAAUUGUGUAGGAGCUAUAGAUGGUACCCAUAUCCAUGUUGUAGUGCCAGUCAACCAACAAAUACCCUUUCAUACCCAAAAUGUCAUUGCCGUGUGUUCUUUUGAUAUGAAAUUCACAUACAUUCUAGCAGGGUGGGAAAGGUCUGCUAAUGAUUCGAAGAUUUUAAAUGAGUGCAUUCAGAAUGAGGAUUUGAAUUUUCCAUCACCACCCAAAGGUAAGUUUUAUUUAGUGGACUCUCGGUACGCCAAUCAACCGGGGUUUUUGGCCACUUUCCGAGGUCAACAUUACCACAUGCAGGAAUAUCGUAGACAUGCUAAAGGACCGCGUGGUAGAGAAAAGGUGUACAAUUUUAGGCAUUCAUCAUUGAGAAAUAUCAUAGAGCGAUGUUUUGGGUUGGUAAAGAUAAGAUUCGCUAUAUUGAAGCAAAUGCCCCCUUAUCACUUUGACACUCAAGUUCUUAUUGUCAUUGCUUGUUGUACAUUAUAUAAUUUCAUAAGAUCCCAAGGUGAAUCUGAUGAAAUUUUUUAUGGUGAAACCCCUGAAUCUUCUACUUCACAAAAUGAACCUGAUGUGGAUGACAUUGUUGAGGUCAUCAGUGCUACUAAUACACAGAUGCGACAGAUGGAUAUUUAUCGUGAUCGUUUUGCCAACCUAAUUUAG